AUUGUCCUCACGUACUUGUCUGCACAUUCGCCAUGGCUACCGACGUCGCACUCGAUACUACUAUCGGCACUGUUGUCGUCGAACUCUACAACGACCAUGCGCCGAAAACAUGCAAGAACUUCUCAACUCUCGCCCAACGCAACUACUUCAACGGCCUCAUAUUCCACCGCGUAAUACCCAACUUCAUGAUACAAGGUGGCGAUCCGACUGGUACAGGGAGGGGUGGUGAAUCCAUCUACGGGGAGAAGUUUGAAGACGAGAUAUCCCCACAGCUCAAGCACACCGGCGCUGGCAUUCUGAGCAUGGCCAACUCUGGUCCCAACACAAAUGGCUCCCAGUUUUUUAUUACCCUGGCGCCCACACCAUGGCUGGAUGGCAAGCAUACCAUCUUCGGAAGGGUCAAGAGCGGCAUGCAGAUUGUUAAGAAGCUGGGUUUGGUCAAGACAGACAAGGAAGAUCGCCCUGUGGAGGAGAUUAAGAUUAUCAAAGCAUACCUGGUUGAUGACAACGCCUCUGCGCUACAACGCUACUAGUGCGCGACAGGAAGCUCAAUGGUCAUCGGAUACAACACCAAGGCGCGUUAGAAAUAGCGCCAUGCAGCAUCAAUGUUGCUCAGUUUUCAAAGCGCCGUUCGGAUGAAUCAACACCUUCGUAUACCCUUCAA
Messenger RNA from Pyrenophora tritici-repentis Pt-1C-BFP, 664 nucleotides. RefSeq names its product PpiB, Peptidyl-prolyl cis-trans isomerase (rotamase). NCBI's taxonomy places the organism in Eukaryota, Fungi, Ascomycota, Dothideomycetes, Pleosporales, Pleosporaceae. Gene Ontology annotation, cellular component: catalytic step 2 spliceosome. Gene Ontology annotation, biological process: protein folding; protein peptidyl-prolyl isomerization. Gene Ontology annotation, molecular function: peptidyl-prolyl cis-trans isomerase activity. The record is from RefSeq and is a predicted model, not a curated record.